Molecule: messenger RNA, 3587 nt
Organism: Syngnathus typhle (broad-nosed pipefish)
Lineage: Eukaryota; Metazoa; Chordata; Actinopteri; Syngnathiformes; Syngnathidae
Product: short transient receptor potential channel 2-like
Exons: 11
Coding region: 597-3587 (996 amino acids)
Biological process (GO): regulation of cytosolic calcium ion concentration; calcium ion transmembrane transport; manganese ion transport
Cellular component (GO): membrane; cation channel complex
Molecular function (GO): inositol 1,4,5 trisphosphate binding; store-operated calcium channel activity
Source: RefSeq, a predicted model, not a curated record
AGCAAACUUACUAAUCAAAUAUUAUUAAUCAAAGCAAGCGAACAAAACUAUAUGAACAUUUUUAAUUCUAGAUGUGAACGGCAACGAUUUUUAUAAAUGUAGCUUCCCCCUUUUUUUUUUCCCCUUCCAUUUCCACAGGGAAUGAUGACACCUGCUGUGUGUACAGUAACCAACCCCCCCUAAUUGAUACCGUUGCUCUGUUUUCAGCAGAGGAGGCCACAGUCUAUCAGAAACACUUUGAGCCAGGUUACAUUUUAAUUGGCUGGGAUCCCCACGGGGGAGCGCGUGGAAGUUCAGGUUCCUUACAGAGAGCUUCACAUGACCGCAGACUGUCAAAGCGCUUACCUCGCUUGUCUAUCGCCUCCAUCUGUUUUCAUUGUGUGGAACAGGAUAAUUGCUCCAAAUUUGUCCGUGUUUCUUUUUCUUUUAUUUCCACCAGAGAUGCAAAACCUCACGGUGAGUAGUUUUUUUUUUUUUUUUGCACUAAAAGACACUGGCUUAGUUGUUUGUGAUAUCAACAUACAUCACGAACGAACGAGUGAAAGUAGUAUUAAUGUGCCUGUGCUGUCUGUCAGCCAGAUCAAUGGCGCGAGAUCAUGAACAAAAAAAUGCAGUUCCCCUCAGAGCUCAUCGGCGCCAUCCAGGAAGGGAAAAUGGAGCUGGUUUGCAGCCUGCUCAAGACGGGCGACGGCAUCACCCGCCAGCUGGACGACUCUGAAGAUCGCCUUUGGAGGGAGGCCCUCAACCUGUCCAUCCGCCUGGGGAGCGACUGCAUCAUGGACGCCCUCCUCCAGGGGGUCAAAUUCGACUUCCGUCAGAUUCACGAGGCCCUUCUCGUUGCCGUGGACACCAACCAGCCGAGAGUGGUCAAGCUCCUGCUGGACCGCCUGGAUCAGGAAAAAGGCAACAAGAUGGACGUGCGCUCCUUCUCUCAAGCCAUCUUUGACCACUCCAUUGACAACUCGCAGUUUGCCCCCGGUGUGACCCCGCUGACCUUGGCGUGCCAGAAAGAUCUUUACGACAUCGUCACCAUGCUGACCCGCAAGGGUCACGUCAUUCCGUGGCCGCACAAGAUCUCCUGCGCCUGCUUGGAGUGCCGCAACGGGCGUCAGUACGACCUGCUCAAGUUCUCCUUGUCCCGCAUCAACACCUACCGCGGCAUCGCCAGCCGCGCUUACCUCUCCAUCACAUCCGACGAUGCCAUGCUCAGCGCUUUCAGCCUCAGCAGAGAACUCCGUAAACUUUCUCGGAAUGAACCAGAGUUCAAGCCUCAGUACCUGAGCCUGGAGGAGCUUUGUCAAGAAUUUGCCGUGGAGUUGUUGGGUAUGUGUCGCAACCAGAGCGAGGUGACCACCAUUCUCAACAGCUGCGGAGACGAGAGCCAGGAGGCUUUGGACGAGCAGGCCUUCGAGGAAGGCAUACCGAACCUGUCAAGGCUACGCCUGGCUGUCAACUACAACCAGAAGCAGUUUGUCGCCCACCCCAUCUGCCAACAAGUUCUAUCCUCAAUCUGGUGCGGCAACCUGGCAGGUUGGAGAGGUAGCAGGACUGCGUGGAAGCUCUUUGUCUCCGUCGGGAUCUUUUUCACAAUGCCCUUCCUCUGCCUCGCCUACUGGAUCGCACCAAAGUCGAAAGUGGGAAAGAUCCUAAAGACUCCCGUCAUCAAGUUCCUUCUUCAUUCCGCUUCCUAUCUGUGGUUCCUCAUCACAUUACUCGGGGAAUCCAUCACCAUGGAAAUGUACCGGGAUACGUUUGCGGCGAGGCAGCAGAACAUCUUGCACAGCUCCUUCCACAUGGUUUGGGUGGUCGGUUUCUUCUGGUAUGAGUGCAAGGAAGUGUGGAUCGAAGGUCUGAGGAGUUACUUCCUGGAUUGGUGGAACUGCUUGGACAUGGUGGUGCUCAGCAUGUACUUGGCCUCCUUCGCCUUACGUGUACUCAUCAUGCUCAAGGGUCAUUUGUGUCUCGACACAAACAACUCGGAGGAGGAGUGCUUCUACUUCACCCAGACGGUGCGCGACGACUGGCGUCAGGAGGACCCUCAGUUGAUUGCGGAGGUUCUGUUCGCCGUGACGAGUAUGAUGAGCUUCACAAGGCUCGCUUACAUUCUCCCGGCGCACGAGUCACUAGGAACGCUCCAGAUCUCCAUCGGCAAGAUGAUUGACGACAUGAUGAGAUUCAUGUUCAUCCUUAUGAUCAUCGGAACGGCCUUCCUAUGCGGGAUCAAUAAUGUCUACGUCCCUUAUGUCAUCUCGCCGCGUCUUGGCAGGUUUAACGAGACGUUUCACUUUCUUUUCUGGACCAUGUUCGGUGUGGCCAACCAGGAAUACGUGGACAUGCCGCAGUUUGUCUUGGCCGAAUUUGUCGGACGGAUUCUGUACGGAAUCUUCACGCUUGUCAUAGUCAUUGUCUUACUCAACAUGCUUAUUGCUAUGAUCACCAACUCCUUUCAGAAAAUUGAGGACGAUGCAGAUGUGGAGUGGAAGUUUGCCAGAUCCAAGCUAUAUCUCAGUUACUUCCGAGAGGGCCUCACCAUGCCCGUCCCAUUCAACAUCAUCCCUUCCCCAAAAGCUUUGUUUUACAUAUUAAGGGGCAUCUUUAGGCGCAUCUGCUGCUGCAUGAACUGUAAUUCUGCCAAAUAUCCACCAAUAGCUUCUUUGUUUGACAAAAAGAGCUCCGAGGACAACCAGGUUCCGUACCGUCAGCAGGUGAUCAGAGCUCUGGUGCAACGAUACAUCGAAUCGGCUCGGAGGGAGUUUGAGGAGACCAAGAGGAAAGGUGAGACACGGAUGUCGCUGUGGGGCCGUCGUCAUGGCAACAAAAGUCACACAAUUCAAUUGACGCGUUUUUUCCGAUCAGAUAUCGGUAAUCGCAUCACCGAGCUGAGCAAAGGCGUCUUGAGGAUGCACAAUGACUUGAAAAUGGUCCAUCACCACUUGGUCGAUGAAAGUCACCGUACGGCCGACGAGCUGUCGAAAGACGGCUCGUCAUUCCUCGGCAAAUACAUCUUGGGCGCCAAAAAUAAUUUCAGAGGCUUUAACAGCCAGCUGGAUCAGAAAAGCACGUCACGUGAUGUAACGGUGCAUCACGGAGAGGAGGAGGAGACAAUAAAAAGCCAAAUAGAUGAAAAGGAGCGUUGCGAGGGCGAAGAGAUGAGCUCCAGGCUUUCGUCACACGGGGAUUUGGUCAAGAUGGAGGAAGGGCGAGGUCAGACAGAAAAAGAGCAGAUAGACGCUAACAAAAGUGACAACGCAAAUGAGAUCGCUCCAGCUAAACAUUUCAAUAUAGAAGAAGAAAAGAAGAUACUUUCUGAAAGCCCCAAAAAAAGAAUCAGUGAAGACAAAGAAAAUAUGCGCAAUACAUUUGAAGAGAUAGAAUUACAAGAAAACAAAGUGGAGGCCGGGUGGAUGAACGGGCGACAGCGUGAGCCAGAUAUUUGCGGACGAUGUGAUGAUGAGGGUGAAAAUUUAGAGAGCCAGACAAAAAUAGCUUCACCAUCAGGCAGCAGCAGUUCUCGGGACACGGGAUUUGGUUCUGAAGAAGGCGAGGCAUCCAUUGAUGACACAGACAGCAAGACGCCAGCUGAGUAA